AGAAUGCAUCAGCACAUGCACAACCGAAACCAACACUCAGGCAAAUAUCCACAUUGCAGAAGCAAGAAAACACAAGAGAGAUUUUCUCUCUUACACAUUCUGUCGAACAAUUGAUCCAACGACCACCAUCGACCCAUCAACUCAGGCAAAUAUCCACAUUACAGAUUUUCUCUCUUUUACACCAAUUUUUUUUCUCUCUUUCUUUUGUUUUUUCCAUGGCAUCUGAAGACUCUUUCCCCAUCUCCUCCACACAAAACCCAAUGCCCACCAUCAAUCCAUCCAUUCUCAACUCUGCAACUCACUUCAUCACCAUGUAACGCUGCGGCUGAAGAUGAAGGCGGCUGAGGGAGGGAGGGCGGCGGGUUCUAGGGGAGAGAUCUUGCCGUCGAGGUUUUUUCGAUGCUUCAAGCGGCUGCUGACUCGUGGUCUUCGACGGGAUGUACAACUUCGUGAAAGGAUUGAGAGGUAGAGAAGAAAUGCAGAGAGGGCGGGACUGAUGAAGAGGGAAGGAAUGAAAUGAUAAAAAUAAUAAUUUUGAGGGAGUCACUUACACGCCGUUUGCCCGGGUCAACCGUAUAUAACUUUUUUUCUAUAUAUAAAGCCACCAUCAUUGCAGAAGGCCGGGCUUUAAUAGCCUGGUGAUAUUUUGUGGAAGCAAUUUCAUGGCACCUCCAGGAUUCUACAGCAAGCUCUUCCUCGUCCUCUGCAUAUUCAGUCCACUCACCUUCGGCGCCGUGAAUGCAGGUUCAGAUGGGCAUGGUAAGAAACACAAGGUUUCACUAGACUGGACAAACCAUGGUGGAGAUUUGUACAAUAGAAGAUAUGCCAACAAGGAGACCAAGAUCGGCCCUUCAACUGUCUCCAAUCUACGUUUGAAGUGGGAAUUUUAUGCUGGAGGUGAUAUAACUGCAACACCAGCUGUUUUUAAUGGCACCCUUUACUUCCCAAGCUGGAAUGGAUACAUAUAUGCAGUUAAAGCGUCAGAUGGGUCCCUUGUUUGGAAGAAAAACUUGCAGAAAUUAACUGGCUUUAACAACACUGGUUUCCUUCUCAAUGUCAACUCAACUGUUUCCAGAUCAGCACCGACUGUUGCCGGUAACCUCAUAAUUUUCGGGAUCUAUGGCCCUGCUGUUGUCAUUGCUGUCAAGCGGUCAACGGGGAAGCUUGUGUGGUCAACCCGGUUAGAUAAUCACAACAGAAGUUUGAUUACCAUGUCUGGAACCUACUACAAGGGGGGUUUCUAUGUUGGGACAUCCUCACUGGAAGAAGGUGUCAGCGUGGAGCUAUGCUGCACAUUUCGUGGCAGCCUCUCCAAACUAGACGUCCGAACUGGUGUAAUCUUGUGGCAGACCUUCAUGCUGCCCAACAACUUCGGUAAAACCGGGGAGUAUGCCGGAGCAGCUAUUUGGGGAAGCAGCCCUUCUAUUGACGUUCUCAGAAACCUGGUCUAUAUUGCCACCGGAAACCUAUACUCUGCUCCUGCUAAUGUACUUGAGUGCCAGGAGAGGGAGAAUAACCAGACAGUACCUACAUCUCCGGACAAGUGUAUUGAGCCUGAUAACCAUUCAAAUUCAAUACUAGCCCUUGAUUUGGACUCCGGAAAGAUCAAAUGGUAUAAGCAACUAGGAGGUUAUGAUGUAUGGUUUGGUGCAUGCAACUGGCAUUUAGAUCCUCGAUGCCCACCUGGUCCAAGUCCAGAUGCUGAUUUCGCUGAAGCACCAAUGAUGUUAAGUAUAUAUGUCAAUAGAACUAAGCAUGACGUUGUUGUGGCUGUCCAAAAAAGUGGGUUUGCAUGGGCUUUAGAGCGUGAUCAUGGAAGCCUAGUAUGGUCUAAGGAAGCUGGACCAGGAGGCCUGGGAGGAGGAGGUAUGUGGGGUGCAGCAACUGAUGAAAGGAGGAUUUACACUAACAUUGCCAACAGUCAGCACAAAAACUUCACUCUUAAACCAUCCGAGAACACCACAAUUUCUGGCGGAUGGGUGGCAAUGGAAGCUCGUAAUGGCAAUAUCCUGUGGUCGACAGCCAAUCCAAAUAAUGCUACAGCCCCUGGCCCUGUUACGGUGGCUAACGGUGUACUUUUUGCUGGAUCCACAUAUCGACAAGGAUCCAUAUAUGCAAUGGAUGCAAAGACGGGUAAGAUUCUUUGGUCAAAUGACACUGGAGCCACCGUUUAUGGUGGCAUAUCGGUGAGCAAUGGAUGCAUUUACCUUGGCAAUGGUUACAAGGUAACUCUGGGAUAUGUUAACAAGAAUUAUACGGCUGGAACCUCACUCUAUUCCUACUGUGUACAAUAAUUUUUGCUUUCUGCCCCACAAUCUGGGGAGAGAAUGUCAUUUAUCAGUUAAUAUCUGAUGCAUGACUCACACCAACUCCCAUCUCUCUUAGCUUUCUAGAUUUCAAAGACUUGUUCUCUUUCUUCUUCUUGUAAUUUGGAUAUACGUGUACUUGGUUGCACCCCUCGCUUUAAUAAAAUUGCAUUACUUACAUGGCAUGAUUUUUAUUGAAAAUAAAAGGAGACCAAUGAGUUUGAAA
Molecule: messenger RNA, 2532 nt
Organism: Juglans regia (Persian walnut)
Lineage: Eukaryota; Viridiplantae; Streptophyta; Magnoliopsida; Fagales; Juglandaceae
Product: polyvinylalcohol dehydrogenase-like
Exons: 4
Coding region: 663-2294 (543 amino acids)
Source: RefSeq, a predicted model, not a curated record